GACUAAGCAGAGAGCCGGGAUGGGUCGCCUCCUCCCCCCCACUACCACCCAGUACAUGUGCACUUGGACUUCCGCGUUAUGGCAUUAGCACUCCGGAGCAGAGGCCUGGGGACACCAGUGCGGCUGUACACACGGUACCGGGGCAGCAGCUAUCCCGUGCCCGCUCACAUCAGCGCCCCGAUCCCGCCAUUACAGACAGGCUGCUUAGUCCCCGGCAGAAGUCUGCAGAGCGGUACCGCAUCCCUUUUCCUGUCAGUACACAUCAGCUGCACGGGCUCCCUGAGGAGAGGGCUCCUUCUACCCCGGAGAUCUGUACCGAGCCCGAGCCGCGUCAGCUUCACCAUGUCCCGGCCCCACAAUACUCCUGAAGGCGCUGUAGACUCCAGUACAGUGUGCGGGACUCACCCGAAGCGGCGCCCUCACUGCUUCGACUAUCUGGUGAUCGGCGGAGGCUCCGGGGGUCUGGCCAGUGCCCGCAGGGCAGCGGAACUGGGAGCCAGGGCAGCCGUGGUGGAGAGCAACAAGCUGGGGGGAACCUGUGUUAAUGUUGGAUGUGUGCCAAAAAAGAUUAUGUGGAAUACAGCAAUUCAUUCUGAAUAUAUACAUGACCAUGAAGACUAUGGAUUUCAGACUCCAGAUGUGAAGUUUACUUGGAAAGUUAUAAAAGACAAAAGAGAUGCGUACGUGAGUCGCCUCAAUGACAUCUAUCAAAAUAACCUUAAUAAGGCUCAGAUAGAAAUUAUCAGAGGUCAUGCAACUUUUACAUCUGAUCCAGAACCAACACUGGAAGUGAAUGGUCGAAAAUACACUGCCCCACAUAUUCUCGUUGCUACAGGGGGCAAACCUACAAUACCAUCAGACACAGAGGUUCCAGGAGCCAGUUUGGGAAUCACAAGUGAUGGCUUUUUUGAGCUUGAAGAGUUACCCAGGCGGAGCGUUAUUGUUGGUGCUGGUUAUAUUGCAGUUGAGAUCGCUGGGAUCCUUUCAGCUUUGGGAUCAAGAGCCGCAUUGUUGAUCCGUCAAGAUAAGGUGCUAAGGACGUUCGAUUCCAUGAUUAGUGCAAAUUGCACCGAAGAGCUGGAAAAUGCAGGUGUUGAUGUCUGGAAAAAUGCAGAGGUAAAGUCUGUUACCAAGACAAGUACAGGUCUUGACAUCAAUGUGGAGUGCUCUAUGCCAGGACACAAACCAACAGUGAGGACUAUCCAGGAUGUCGACUGCUUGCUGUGGGCUAUUGGAAGAGACCCUAACACAGAGGGUCUGAACUUAGAGAAACUGGGUCUUGAAUUAGAUGAGAAAGGCCAUAUUGUAGUAGAUGAGUUCCAGAACACCAGCCGGAAAGGAAUUUAUGCUGUAGGUGAUGUGUGUGGUAGAGCACUUUUGACACCAGUUGCCAUCGCAGCAGGAAGAAGACUGGCCCAGAGAUUGUUUGAAGGGCAGGAGGAUUCCAAGCUUGACUAUAACAACAUUCCAACAGUGGUCUUCAGCCAUCCUCCAAUCGGAACUGUAGGGCUUACAGAAGAGGAAGCAGUUAAAGCCAAGGGUCGGGAAAAUGUAAAGAUUUAUUCCACAUCUUUUUCACCAAUGUACCAUGCCGUAACAAGAAGAAAAACAAAGUGUGUAAUGAAGCUGGUCUGCGUUGACAAAGAGGAAAAGGUUGUAGGGCUGCACAUGCAAGGACUGGGAUGUGAUGAGAUGUUGCAAGGAUUUGCUGUUGCUAUUAAAAUGGGAGCCACUAAAAAAGACUUUGAUAACACUGUUGCAAUUCACCCAACUUCUUCAGAGGAACUGGUCACAUUACGUUGAACUCAUUUAUGCCUUAAACAAGAAUAGCAGUUUACUAGAGCAUUAUUUUAUCUACUGGAAGAUGAAUUCCACACAUGCACUCCAUCCUGAUUUAGAAACUUCUCUUGCUUUUCUGUUUUAGUCCUUUUUAAAGGGGCUGUCCAAUGAAAGAUAAUCUACUGGAUAGGGAAUAAGUGUCUGAUCUCCUAGGGAGGGGAGGUGGUCCGACCGCUGUGACCCCCUGCAAUCUCCUGAACAGGACCUUGACUCUCUGAAAGAAGCGCGUGCUCCAUUCAUUUCCAUAGGAGUGCCGAAGAUGCCAGAGUACAGCACUUGGGUCUCUUCGGCGCUCCAAUAAAAAUGAAUGGAGCAUGUGCUGUCAGCAGCACACCUUACUCUAAGAGAGCCAGGGUCCCAUUCAUCAGUCAGACCCCUCAUGAUCUGACACUUAUCCCCUAUCCUGUGCACUGGACAACCCCUUUAAGCUGAUCACAAGAACUCUAAUAUACAUUUAAAGUGCCUUUUAAUAAACUCUUAUAAUAUUAUAGCAUUACAAUUUCAAUAAAAUCAACCGUGUUAUUAUAGCAUUACAAUUUCAACAAAAUCAACCGUGUUAUUGCUGAUAAAAUAAAUUGUGCAUAUGUUGGUAGUUCAUGUUUUCUUCUGUGUUUUGUAAAUCUGCAGCAUGUAUCUGAAGAGUAUAUCAUAUAGAUAUUUGUGAUUAAGGGUACUCUCGUGGUAGUCCUUUGUGGUAAUGCUAAAGUUUCUGACUCACUAGGGCCAACAUUAUGAACUGUCAAGAUUAAUGCAAGCGAGAGAGAAAUGUUUUUCACCUAGACUGGGUCCAGUCGCAGUAUAUGUAUACAAGCUAAGGAGAUAGGGUUCUCAAAACUUCAAAGGGGUUAUCACUUGCUCCCAGUGAUCCACUUUCACCUACUUAUGUGGUAAAAAUGCAGCAAAUAUUCAGCCUGGAUGUUUUUCUGUCCAAUGCCUAGGAUGAAACCUGCAACAAAAUCUACAUGCGACACAUACACGUUUUACUGCAGAUCCGUGGCAAAAUCUGUGAUGCCUUUGUUUUUACCUGGCCUCAAUGUAAUAUUUUUCUAUGACAAUCCUGCUUUAAAGGGGUAUUCCAGGAUUUUUUUUAUUUGACUAUGUUACAGGGGCUGUAAAGUUAGUGUAGUUCAUAAUAUAGUGUCUGUACCUGUGUGUGAUGGUUUUCUCACAAUUCUUCUGUGAUUAUAACCCAAAUUUUAUUUUUACCAGCAUACAAAAUGACUGGUAUCUCGGAUUUUUCCCAGCUUGCAAUGCGGCCGAGACCUGACUCACUAAUCAGCUGAUGACAGGGAGCCUGUCUGCUUCAAUGGGUGGAGGGAUCAAUCUGCAACUAAUGCAACAGCUGGAGGCACCCUGAUUGAAGACCACAGGGCUUUUGAUGGAUGCAGCUCAUUUAUGUUUCAAUGGGUGGAGUGGCUGAUGUGUGGGAGGGAGGAAAAUGGAAUUAUGGAUUUGUAGUUAAAAAAAAAAAAAAAAAAAAAAAUAAGGAAAUACCAGUUCACAAAAAGCUAGCCACAGUAUUAUGGUAAUCUUUCAACAUAGCCAUUAAGCCCCAAGACAAGCGCAGAUCCUUCUUAAGCAUGUCCAUUACUUUCUGCCAGGUACGUACUAAAAUCACCUUAUAGUGGAUAACCCCUUUAAGCAUGUAUCCAUUAGAAGUGGAUCCUCUGGAGGGUGCAGAUAUGCUCACAAAUUGCAGUCUCUCUUUACUUGCACAAAAUAUUAUCUAAGACCUGCCCCCACUUACUGUGUUCUGUCCUGGUCUGUCUGUUACUUAAGAUGAACUGCAUUCUCAUUUUAUGCAGCA
This is a messenger RNA of Hyla sarda, 3646 nucleotides long. RefSeq names its product glutathione-disulfide reductase (gene GSR). Gene Ontology annotation, cellular component: mitochondrion; cytosol. Gene Ontology annotation, biological process: cellular response to oxidative stress; glutathione metabolic process; cell redox homeostasis. NCBI's taxonomy places the organism in Eukaryota, Metazoa, Chordata, Amphibia, Anura, Hylidae. Bases 79 to 1803 code for a protein of 574 amino acids. The record is from RefSeq and is a predicted model, not a curated record. The transcript has 13 exons. Gene Ontology annotation, molecular function: NADP binding; flavin adenine dinucleotide binding; glutathione-disulfide reductase (NADPH) activity.